Molecule: messenger RNA, 497 nt
Organism: Geodia barretti
Lineage: Eukaryota; Metazoa; Porifera; Demospongiae; Tetractinellida; Geodiidae
Source: the annotation of a GenBank genome assembly
AACUUUCAGUUCAUCCCUUCACCAUACUGCACUUCACCUGUCUGGGGGUCUGUAGAUGAUCCUUUGUAGCUUCAAUUGCCAGGUAGGGCAUCGUGUACACGAACCAAAGGACCAGCAGCUCGCGCGAGCGGUGCAGAACUGGAUGCAGAGAUCGAGAGCACGGCACGCGGUCACGGGGGAAGAGGCGGGGCCCUUCAACUACGGUGUUUUUCUGUACCGCACCGUAGUACGGUACAGUGCGGUACGGUGCAGCUACGCUGUGCUGCGUGGUGGGCGUAGAUACGCUGUACAAGCACCGUAGACGGGGUGACCGGUAGUGGGAACUUUUUUGGCGUGUACUGUAGGUACAUAGAUGCUCAUGUACAUUGUACACUGAAGCUGCAUGUGUCCAAUGAACAAUGCUUAGCUAAAGAUAUAGCACUGGCUUCACUAUCACCCUUUGAAUCAUGUCAUUACAAUAAUCAUAAUGUAAACUCGAUGUUGUUGACAAACGUAAU